Messenger RNA from Populus trichocarpa (black cottonwood), 1919 nucleotides. RefSeq names its product cytochrome P450 705A5. Gene Ontology annotation, cellular component: membrane. The transcript has 2 exons. Bases 42 to 1592 code for a protein of 516 amino acids. NCBI's taxonomy places the organism in Eukaryota, Viridiplantae, Streptophyta, Magnoliopsida, Malpighiales, Salicaceae. Gene Ontology annotation, molecular function: iron ion binding; oxidoreductase activity, acting on paired donors, with incorporation or reduction of molecular oxygen, NAD(P)H as one donor, and incorporation of one atom of oxygen; heme binding. The record is from RefSeq and is a predicted model, not a curated record.
UCGAUAUACUCACCAUUUGCUAGCCAGCUUUUUCUAGUCAAAUGGCUGCCAUGACUGCCAUUCAAUAUGUCAUUGCCCUCUUUGUCCUCUGGUUUAUCACCGUCUUUCUUCAAUACAUUUUCAAGAGACCCGGCAAGAAACCUGCCGGUUAUUGCCCCCCUCCAAGCCCACCAACACUUCCUUUGAUCGGUCACCUCCAUUUACUAACCCCAGUAGCAUACAAAGGCUUCCAUGCUCUCAACAACAAAUAUGGCCCUCUCCUCUAUCUCCGUUUGGCCACGUAUCCUGCUGUUCUUGUCUCAUCAGCUCCAGUGGCCACUGAGAUCUUCAAGGCACAAGAUGUCCAUUUUGCCUCUAGAAUAAAAUCCCCCUUUGAGGAUAAUUUACUAUUUGGAAGCUCAACAAGCUUUUUCAAUGCCCCAUAUGGGGAUUACUGGAAAUUCAUGAAGAAGAUUUGCAUGACAGAAUUGUUGGGGAGCAGCCAGAUGAAGAAGUUAAAGAAUGUUAGGCAUGAAGAAGUUGUGAGAUUUUUGUCUAAAAUGUUGGAGAUAGGUCAAAAAAAUGAUGUUGCAGAUUUGAGUGCUGAGGUAUUAACACUAGCAAACAAUGCUACUUGCAGGAUGAUCAUGAGUGCUAGGUGUUCGGGGGAAGAUAAUCAGGCUGAUCAGUGUAGAGGGCUGGUGAGUGAAUCCUUUGAUCUGGCUGCAAAGCUUGCUGUAUGUAACUUGUUUGGUCCCUUGAAAAGGAUAGGUACUUGGUACUUAAGAAAGAAAAUUGCUGCUGUGCCCAAAAGGUAUGAUGAAUUGUUUGAGAACAUCUUGGUAGAGCAUGAGGAAAAAGCAAAGAGAGGAGGUCCACACAUGGAGAAUAAAGACUUGAUGGAUAUUCUCUUGGAAGUUUAUCAUGAUAAAAAUGCUGAAAUGAGGAUAACCAGGAAGCAAAUGAAGACUUUCUUUCUGGAUCUUUUCACUGGAGGUACGAGUACUACAGCAGAUGCCGUACUAUGGAUCUUAGGGGAGCUUGUCAACCAUCCUGCAUCAUUCAAGAAGCUGAGAGAGGAGAUAGAUUCAGUUGUCGGGACAGAGAGACUUGCAGAUGAAGCAGAUAUCCCAAAUAUGCCUUAUUUUCAAGCAUGUGUGAAGGAGGCAAUGAGACUACAUCCACCAGUGCCUUUAUUUGAUAGAGUAUGCCGUGAAGAUUGCAAACUUGCAGGACAUGACAUCCCCAAAGGAAUUACAAUGAUAAUGAAUGCAUACUCUAUCAUGAGGGAUCCAAAGAUAUGGGAUAACCCCAACGACUUCAUUCCAGAGAGGUUCUUGACAGAACAUGACAGCACCAAGGGGCCGCAAAACCUACAGAUUUACGUCCCUUUUGGCGGGGGAAGGAGAAUGUGCCCUGGGACUAACAUGUCCUCAAGUUUGAUCAAUUGCAGUGUUUCAGCUAUGGUUCAAUGUUUUGAUUGGAAGGUGGUCGGAGGAGAUGGCCCAGAUGGAUCAAAAGUUAACAUGGACACUAAAGCAGGUGUGACUAUGAGCCUGGAUAAACCAUUCAUGUCCACUCCUGUUCUCCACCGCAAUUUAUUUUCUGCCUGAAUCCCUAAAGAAGAAUCUCUCCAUUUAUGCAUUUGUUCUUCCUAUCUAUAUACGUUGGCUUAUCUAAUUCUAGCGAUCUACUCUCAAAACAAAUCACACUUCUCGGUGGCAGGCAAUGCAUGCUUCUGAUGUGUUUUUUCCCCCCUUGUUUUCAUAAGUAGUUAGGACAGGAACCAAAACCUGUUCUCUAUCCCUUGCAUUAUGAGAUGUGGUCGUUUUUAGUACAUUUAACGUGUCCAUACAUUUGUUAAAUAAUGUGCUCCACACACGUGUACAGUGUACACUUCAAUUAUAAAGAGAAAAUAAUAGUAUUGGCACGUUGCUCCA